Molecule: messenger RNA, 8034 nt
Organism: Ornithodoros turicata
Lineage: Eukaryota; Metazoa; Arthropoda; Arachnida; Ixodida; Argasidae
Gene: ATP8A
Product: phospholipid-transporting ATPase IA-like
Exons: 41
Coding region: 298-3735 (1145 amino acids)
Biological process (GO): phospholipid translocation
Cellular component (GO): plasma membrane
Molecular function (GO): ATP hydrolysis activity; magnesium ion binding; ATPase-coupled intramembrane lipid carrier activity
Source: RefSeq, a predicted model, not a curated record
UCAUGUUAGGACACUGUUUUCGCUGGUGGCGUUUGUGGUGCGCGGUUUAGAGCUGUGCUUUCAAUUUCUAGCCCACUUCGGGUUAAUUGGGUGUCAAGAUUUCCUUCGGAGUGAGCACCUUGUGUAGUGUGUAACAGCAAAUAUGAAUUGGUAGUGAAACGCUUGUGAGGAUCUCCAUCUUGACCACCUAGUGCCCUUUGGGAUUACCGUCGUUGACGUGAUGUGCAGUUAGAACCUCACCAUAUUUUGCUCGUUUCUGCGGCGUUGGAAUUCUCUCGGUGUUUGGUGAGAAGAGGCAUGCGUCCCGCUUAUGACGACCUGGCAAAUUUACCAGCAGACGAUGAUGACAAGCACUCGGCCGCCGGCGAGCGUGCCGAACUCAGUGAUCACCGCAUUAUUUACAUCAACAGCCCGCAGAAGCAGAAAUUCUGCUCAAAUUCCAUCUCUACCGCAAAGUAUAACAUGAUCUCUUUCCUGCCCAAGUUCCUAUUCGAGCAGUUUAGACGAUAUGCCAAUGUCUUCUUCCUUUUCAUAGCUCUUUUACAGCAAAUCCCAAAUGUAUCACCAACUGGACGCUACACCACGGCUGUGCCGUUAGUGUUCAUUCUAGUCGUAUCGGCACUCAAAGAAAUUGUGGAAGAUUAUAAACGGCAUGCGGCAGAUGAUGCUGUCAACCACAGUAUAGUGCUCGCCCUGAGAGAUGGAGAAUGGAAGGGCAUCCAGUGGACGCAGGUGUGCGUCGGAGAUUUUCUCAAGAUCACAGGGGGCCAGUUCUUUCCUGCUGACCUGGUCUUGCUCUCUUCCAGUGAGCCCCAUGGCAUGUGCUACAUUGAGACUGCCAACUUGGAUGGCGAAACAAACCUAAAAAUUAGACAGGGGUUGCCCCAAACUGCAGAGAUGCUGACCACAAAGGAUCUACGUACUAUGACGGGAUUUGUAGAAUGUGAGAACCCAAACCGUCAUCUCUACGAGUUCAAUGGCAACCUCAAGAUGAACACCCUCAAGACUCUUCCUCUGAGUCCAGACCAGAUCCUCCUUCGUGGGGCCAUGCUAAGGAACACAACCUGGGUCUUUGGGUUCGUCAUCUACACUGGACAUGAGACAAAGCUUAUGAUGAACUCCACUGCUGCACCACUAAAGCGAUCGACUGUGGACAAGGUGACCAACACACAGAUCAUUAUGCUCUUCCUACUGCUGAUUGUACUGGCCUUGAUUAGUGCUAUUGCAAGUGAAAUGUGGACCUCAAAGCAUGCUGCAGUAGACUGGUACUUGGGCCUUGACGACCUCAGCAGCAACAGCAACUUUGGAUUCAACUUCCUUACUUUCAUCAUCCUUUACAACAACCUCAUCCCAAUCAGCUUGCAAGUCACUCUCGAAAUGGUUCGCUUUAUCCAAGCAAGCUUCAUCAACAUGGAUAUCGAUAUGUAUCAUGAAGACACGGACACUCCCGCCAUGGCACGGACGUCAAACCUCAAUGAAGAGCUGGGACAAGUAAAGUACAUAUUCUCUGACAAGACAGGCACACUCACAUGCAACGUCAUGGAGUUCAAGCGCUGCAGCAUUGCAGGACACCUCUAUGGUGAUCCUGAAAGGGGGAUGGAUCCCCACGAGGUACGAGAAAUCCUGACCAAGAAUGCUCCAACCUCUGCAUAUGUCAGGGAAUUCUUCACACUUAUGGCUGUGUGCCACACAGUUGUGCCAGAGAUGGAACAAGAGAACAAAGUUAUCAACUACCAGGCAGCUUCCCCUGACGAAGGAGCUCUAGUCAAAGGAGCGAGAGAUAUGGGGUUUGUCUUCACGACCAGGACUCCAACCACUGUGACAGUCAACAUACUGGGAACAGAAGAAAAAUAUGAGAUCUUGAAUGUCCUUGAGUUUACAAGUUCCCGCAAAAGGAUGUCUGUCAUCGUGAGGACACCAAACGGCACCCUAAAACUGCUCUGCAAAGGGGCUGACACUGUCAUAUAUGAGAGACUAGGAACAGAGAACCAAUCCUUCAAGGAUAUAAACCUGAAACAUCUUGAAGAAUUUGCUGGACAAGGAUUAAGAACGCUUUGUUUGGCUGAAGCAGAAGUAUCCCCAGAGUAUUAUGAGGAAUGGAAAAACACAUACCAUAAGGCGGCCACGUCACUACAGAACAAGGAACGGAAACUAGAAGAUGCGGCACAGCUUAUCGAGACGAACUUGUCGCUCCUUGGGUCAACAGCAAUUGAGGACAGGUUACAAGACGGUGUUCCAGAAACAAUUGCAGAUCUUCUCAAAGCAGAUAUCAAGAUUUGGGUACUCACAGGUGACAAACAAGAGACUGCAAUCAACAUUGGUUAUUCCACGAGGCUGCUCUCUCAGGGAAUGCCUCUAUUGGUAAUCAAUGAAGAAAGCUUAGAUAACACACGGGAAGCUAUUCACAGGCAUGUGCAAGAGUUUGGGGACCUGCUCAGGAAAGAGAAUGAGCUAGCUCUAAUCAUAGAUGGCAAGACUCUGAAGUUUGCCCUAUCGUCGGAUGUGCGCAGGGACUUUGUUGAUAUUGCCCUGUCCUGUAAAGUCUGCAUCUGCUGCAGGGUGUCACCCAUGCAAAAGGCAGAAAUUGUGGACAUGGUUAAGCAUUCCACCCAGUGUGUGACAUUGGCCAUUGGAGAUGGAGCCAAUGAUGUGGCCAUGAUCCAGUCUGCCCAUGUGGGGAUUGGAAUCAGUGGCAUGGAAGGACUACAGGCAUCUUGCGCAUCGGACUACUCCAUAGCACAGUUUCGGUUCCUGCGACGUCUGCUCUUUGUGCAUGGUGCGUGGAACCACAAUCGCAUGUGCCGCCUUAUCCUCUAUUCAUUCCACAAGAACAUCUGUCUUUACGUUAUUGAGCUGUGGUUUGCAGCUCUGAGUGGGUGGUCAGGCCAGACUCUCUUUGAGAGGUGGACCAUUGGCAUGUACAAUGUGAUGUUUACUGCGGCCCCUCCUCUAGCCAUUGGCCUUUUUGACCGUACCUGCAGUGCAGAAGUAAUGAUGAAGUACCCGGCACUCUACAAGUCUUCUCAAAAUGCUGAAGGCUUCAAUGCAAAGGUGUUCUGGGUGUGGAUCAUAGAUGCCAUCUACCACUCCAUCAUUCUUUUUUGGCUCACGAUGCUAGCCAUGAAGCAAGAUGUGGCUUGGGCUAACGGAAGGGACGGAGGCUACCUGAUGUUUGGCAACCUGGUCUACACUUACGUUGUAGUGACUGUUUGCGUCAAGGCUGGCCUGGAGAUGAACUCUUGGACAUGGCCUUCUCACUUGGCCAUCUGGGGCAGCAUCGGACUUUGGCUCCUCUUCUUGCUCAUCUACUGCAAUGUCUGGCCCACUUUACCCGUUGCACCAGACAUGGCUGGACUGCACAUCAUGGUUUAUUCAUCUGGCAUCUUCUGGAUGGGCCUCAUCAUCAUUCCCUUCAUGGCCCUUCUGGCAGACAUCAUCUUCAUAGUUGUGAAGCGAUCAUGCUUCAAAUCCCUGUCUGAGGCUGUCAGGGAAAGUGAAAUAGCGCACACGGACCCUGGUCCUGUGAUCUUGCGAGGAACAAAGCAAAGGCUGACAGAAACAGCGCGACUAUUGAAGAACGUCUUCAUGAAGCCAAUAUCAUCCACCACUCACGUUCCCAUCGAGGUGGAGCUCCAGCAUGGCUAUGCAUUCUCUCAAGAGGAGCACGGCGUAGUACCUCAGGCUGAUCUCAUACGAGCUUAUGACUCAACGAAGGAGAAACCUCAGGGAAUCUAGCCGACAUUGGCAACCCCCGAUGGACACGGCUGCGUCGUUCAGCAGAAACAUUCCGUGCACCAUCUUUCUAUCUUCCUUAAAGGACAACUACCUUCGGGUCUCGUGCGUAAAAUGUACACAUCUAGUGUAUGCUAUUGCGUGCCUGUAUAUUUAUAUUUGUAUACAUGUCUUCAUGCAUGUUCAGGAGCAUUGCAGUGAAUGGUGGCCCAAUAUUUUGCAUGGAUUCUUGAAGACUUUCAACUCAUCAAAUGACUCGAGAGUUUCCGGGUUUCUCUCUUCUCUUUCUGUCUCUCUUUCUCUCUCUCUCUCUUUGUUUCUUUGUAGGCAAUGGCGGUUUAAACGGUUAAACAUGACGGAUAAGUUUGCGUCAGUAGACGUUGAUUGAUAGGGAGGCACUGGAGCAGACAUGAGCUCGUGCUCGGUGGUUAUGCGUUAAUGUCUUUGUUAAUGUCGAACUGCAUCGAAAGCAAAUGAGCUCGUAUACAGAUGUCUCAUGGCUAUCCGCCACCUCUUGUUGAUGCUCAAUGAGAUUAGAUUUCGCGAGGGAAUACGAAAUGCCAUUAUGGCGUACCAAGUCCUGCGACCCGUGACGCGCAAAUGUGUAACGAUAUGCUUAUCUUCUUUCUCCCGUUUUUAACGCCAUUGUCUGCAUAUGUGCGUUGCCCUUUCUAUGAGAAAAGCGUAAAACGUGAACGUUGUUAGCAACAUCUAGCUAACAUUCCGCAGCAUGACAUUGUCUUUCACGUAUAUUUGUAAGCGCUGUCCCACUUCGAGUCAGCGUUAACGCUAAACGUUAAAGAAGAUGAGCUCAGCCUGUGGUGACUCGUCUAGUAAGUCAACGAUGCAAACAGAAAAUUUUUACUUGAAGUUUAUAACCGGUUGUCUUUAUUCCUAUUGACUGUCUUUCUCGUACGCAUGUGCUGAUCCUCAUUACGAAGCAGCGGGGCAGCUGUAAAUAGCUUUCUUUAUUGUUUCGUAGCUUUCCAGCAGGUUGCUUGGAGUAGGCAAAAGACUUGCCUGGGCCUACCGGUCAAUGAAUUGCUGCGGUAGUUAUGUGUAGUGUUAAUUAAAAAUUCUCUCGUGAUAUGGCUACCAGUGUGAUUUUUAACACGGUUGUUUCCAAUACUAUGUAUACAGGGUGUUCAAAAUUAAGCUUUCACUAGCACUUUAUAAAUAGGCGAACAAAAGAAAACUGGUGCUGUUUUUUCUGUUCCUUGAGUUAGAAACAGGUGCUACGUAAUUAGCAGCACCUGUUUCUUACACAAGUAGCGUAAAGUUAUCAUCCGGUUUCCUGUCAUCGCUGUGUUUGCGUAGCGUUCGUGAAAGCUUAAUUUUGAACACCCUGUAUAUUCAUUAGUAAACUAAAGUGACGGUCUCGCACAGACCGGACGAAACUUCACUGGAAUCUUAUACCCACGAACACUAUGGAUACAGAACAGUGAAAAUCUUCGAAUCUGUAUACACAUUAUGCGCUUGCGUAUGCAUAAUUGCUAGCGUCGGCGUCGUUCUUUCAUAUUGUGGAAUAUACAGGAUAAAUAAUAUCGAUUUUCACGUUUCGGAAUGGAUCAUUAAUGUGAAUUAUUGAGCGUUCCGCAGCGAGAGUAACUUUCAGUCCUCUCACAUGAACUAUAGUCACUGCUGCUCUCUCUGUAUAGCAUGUCUUAGGAUUGAACCUCAUUUCCUGAAUGCAGCAGACACGCAGUUUAUGUUGACCGCUUGUUGCUCGUAAAGCCAGCACACGUUAUACAUGUGACAAAGAACACUUAAUAUUGUUAAUUUGCUAGCGAAAUUGCGGUAGAAUAGCACGGUGGGAUGUCUGCGGAAAAUAAUGCCCAAUGGACCUUUUUCCCAACGGCUUAUGCUCAUGCGCAUGACCUUGAGGCGCCAGACAGGGUUAUCUCCGUCUUCACUAGAUGGCGCGGUAUGCGGACGACAGAAGUGGAGACCAGUGGGGAGACCGCACGAACGGCGCGAGCUCGUCGGUCCCACUCCGAACCGGUUUUGUCCUUUGUGCUACCCACGUGGAUUUGUUUUGGCGCGCUCCGAGCGUGGUUCACUGGAGAGCCGCUAGGAUACGGCGCGUAUGUGAAAAAGGUCCAAGGCGUGGCCAACGCAUUUCUAGACCCAGUGUUGUCCACGUGCAAUGUAGUUUUUGCCACCGUAAUUGACGACCAAUGCGCAUUUGGUGAUCACUUCGAGACGGUGUUGCCCGUAACUUCCAAUUUUAAUUUCUAAAAAAGCUAUGAGUAUGAUUGUGACGAAAAUUAUGAGGUAAGAGUGCUGAGGACUCGGGCUAUCGAAUAGAUUAAGGUUCUGAGAUUGCGCAUCUGCUGCUUUACGGUAUUUUAAAUUGUCGUCUGCUUCUCGGCUGCAGCGACACUACUAUUCCAAAAUAUUACGUGGGUGCCUGUACCUAUGAGGUGACACCGUUUGCCCCAUCGAUGUCCUUCGAGAGAGAAUCGCUUCUAUGUGUGUUCGAUUAUCGUUGCCAUACCGCAGAAAUGUGAUAUGUUUUUGUUGGUCUUGUUAUACUGGCUGAUUCCAAAUAGAAUCGGCGGCUGGCGCUGGUAGUUUAUACUGACUUAAAAUGGCACAUGCAGUACGCAGCAUAUUUUACAGCGCGUAUAUGGAAGCUGGCCGGAAAGGCUGGCUGGAAAGCUGGAAUUGCGCCUCUUUCUACAGAUAUGUUCCCUGUAUCAAUGACAAGAAAAAAGAAAUAAGACAGGCGCUGACACGAUGAAGUGAUGGGAGCUCCGUUUUUGUGUGUGGUAUUUAAGCGUACAACCCGUUUCUUCAGCAACUACAGCGCGCAAGGACAAUGUACAAAGUAGAAAGACCGCUGGCUGCACAGCUAGCUGUAUAAGUUCCAGUACUGUAAAUGUAAUGAGCAGAUUAUGGGAGAGAAUUUGGACAUGCCUCGCGACUGGGAUCUUUCGGUAUUGGGAAAUUUCUUUAAAAUAGUCUUAGUGCCGUCAUUAAAGAUAUACUUAGAACUACAGCAUACAGAGUUUUUCUAUGCAUAUUCCUCACAGAUUUUUUUUUUAAAUAAAAAAGCUGUGACAGCAACAUAGAUACAAUUUCGCAGGUGGGUUUUGCGGCCAGGCCUAUAACCUCGAAGAGAGUAUAUGGGAACUUCCGGGGGAAAAGAGGGGUAUCAGAAUGGGAAACAAUCCGUUUUCAAGGAUGAUCUUUUUUAAAAAAAAAAAUCCUGCAACGAGCACAUGCGUUGAGAUGUCUAUCGCCGAAUUUUGCUAUGGCAACUGAGCCGUAACCGAAACCGCGCGCAUCAGGAGCGCAGAGAGGACAGUGCGCUUAUUCCACGUCAGAGGUUCACGUGCUUUGAAGCGAUGAAGAUGGUGCUGGCAGCCGACGGCGAAGGUCGUGUCCUCCCUAAGCUCGUGAUGGGCGCGUUUUUGGUUUCGGCUCAUUUGCAUAGCAAAAUUCGGCGAUGGAUAUUUCAAUGCACGUGCUCGUUUAAGAAUUAAAAAUAAAAUAAAAUGGCUGUCAACGAGGACUGUCUGAUUGAAAUGUGGUAGUCGUCGAGGAAUGUCUGCCUGUCUCACUUUUGGACGCAAGCCCCUAAUUAAAGAGUUCAUUAGUUAAUUUUACGUAAUUAGUGAUCUAGUAGUUACAUACUCUCUUCUAGUGGGUGUGCACCUUGCUGUAUAACCCACCUGCAAAAACAGCAUCUAUGCGGCUCUCAUAGCUUUUUUUCUAUAAAAAUUCUGUAACGAAUUAAAAAAAAACACCCUGUAUAUUAAUCAAAACCACUCGUUACGCAAGGCCGCUGGUAGAUUUUGUUUGAAGUCAGCCUAUACUGCCACGUAUUUUCACACCUUAAUAUAACCCGCGCUUUGGAACAGUUAGGCUAACAGUGUUUCACUGACCACCGUUUUACUGUACAUGAGAAAACGUAUUUUGGAACCUUAUACUAGACCGUGUAAUGCAUUGUCACUUGGAAUUGUAAAUGUGUAUCGCCAUUUGGUGACUGUAUAUACGUAUAUGUACCUACGUAUAUAUAUGUACAUAUAUGUACCUAUGUUGUUAUUUUUAAUGCAGGAAGCCUAUUAUGUCUGUGGUAUUUUCCGCAGCGUUGCUGAACGUAUAUAAAAUUAAUGCAUUUAAAGUGAUUCAACCGGUGCGUGUGAUGUUCUUACACCGCUGCGACACAUCUACUCAAACGAUACAUGUAGCAUGCCACAUGGGCAUGCAUUCCUUGAUCUACUCCGCAGUGCUUUGGAUGCUUUGUGUGUAGUGCAGAAUAUUGCGUGGAAUUAAAAGUGUCUUACCAAUCAGCAA